AUGGACCCGAAACAUAGACUUAUUGAACCCAUUAUAAAGUAUCAUUGUCAAACGUUAAAAUUGACCAAAAAACUAAAACAAAUCUACAGCGAAAUCAUUUUUAUUGAAUUCACCAUUGUCUGUAUGGAAAUCUGUAGUUUGGUGUUUCGUGUAACACGUCCCAAUGAUUCAGCGGGAGAGGUGGCCUAUAAAUGUUUGUUUUUUACAGCAGUAGCUGUACAAUUGUACAUUUACUGUUACAAUGGUCAGAGAUUAGAGGAUGAGAGUUCUCAAAUAGCUUCUGUUAUCUACUCUACAUUUGACUGGUCGAAUUUAUGUUCAGAUUAUAAGAAGUUACUUUUACUCGCGAUGCUGCGUUCACAGAAAUCUGUUAUUAUUAAGUGUGCCUUCUUUAAGUUGGACUUAUCUUUGUAUUUAUGGGUUUUCAAGACCACCUGGUCGUUAAUAGCCGCCUUGAAGACAAUGCACGAAAAGGGAAGUUAA
Molecule: messenger RNA, 483 nt
Organism: Lucilia sericata (common green bottle fly)
Lineage: Eukaryota; Metazoa; Arthropoda; Insecta; Diptera; Calliphoridae
Product: odorant receptor 45a-like
Exons: 3
Coding region: 1-483 (160 amino acids)
Biological process (GO): detection of chemical stimulus involved in sensory perception of smell; sensory perception of smell
Cellular component (GO): plasma membrane
Molecular function (GO): olfactory receptor activity; odorant binding
Source: RefSeq, a predicted model, not a curated record